AUGGAUUGGAGGAAAUAUCGAGGAUAUCGACAAAAUAUCGGGGAUAUCGCACUUAUCGGGGAUAUAUCGUCGAUACAUGGGAAGAUAUGGCCUUACCCCCCAGUAUCGGUGUCGACAGUUGAAAAUACCGAUAUAUCGGCAGAUAUAUCGGUGUAUCGGCCGAUAUUUCAAUCCUUGCAAGCCUCUCAUUCGAAAUUCCAUCAAAUCGUUUCAUCUUAUGGUUUUGAAGAGAACAUAGCCAAUCAAUGCAUUUAUCUGAAGAAGUGUGGGAGCCGAUUUAUUUUUCUGGUGCUGUAUGUCGACGAUAUACUUUUGGCUACGAAUGACCACAGCUUAUUGAAAGACACUAAAGAGCUACUUUCAAAUAAUCUUGAGAUGAAGGAUUUGGGAGAAGCCGCUUUUGUGUUAGGCAUUGAAAUUCAGAGAGAUUGA
Prunus armeniaca (apricot) is the source of this 432-nucleotide messenger RNA. The record is from the annotation of a GenBank genome assembly. NCBI's taxonomy places the organism in Eukaryota, Viridiplantae, Streptophyta, Magnoliopsida, Rosales, Rosaceae.